GUACGGUUCUCGGUGAGGUGGUGUGACCAGCAUACAGCGAUCAGGGGAGGUGGGCGGAGAUAUAGUACCUUUGUCCCGGGGUGGUAGGCGGGGAUAUGUUAUAUUUACUCCUGGAGACGCCAGCGCUGAGUCAUAGUGACAACUGCGGGAAGGAGAGAUCCGGAUCUCAGGGACAGAACCAUGCCGGGUACAGGGAGAGUCCGCAUCCAUGUGGUGUACUGUGGAGCUUGAGGGUAUGGCCCUAAGUUUCAGCAGUUGCAGAGGGACCUGGAAAAACGGUUCCCAGAACUGCUGGAAUUU
Staurois parvus is the source of this 300-nucleotide messenger RNA. The record is from the annotation of a GenBank genome assembly. Lineage: Eukaryota; Metazoa; Chordata; Amphibia; Anura; Ranidae.